AUGUACGCUCCUCUUGCCCGCGUAUGCCUGACGGCGGCUCUGUUCUGCGUGGUGUCCGCUCUGCUACCGCCUUACAUAAAGCCGUGCAAGAAGAGCGAUCCCGACAUCAACAAGUGCAUCGGUCGAUCCAUCGAACAGCUUCGCGAUAAAUUGGCGGCUGGAAUCCCGGAACUGGAUGCUCCCGCCAUCGAGCCGUUGUAUUUGAAGGAAAUUCGACUGCUGAGAGGACCGGUUGGCGCGCGACUAGACGUGAAUCUCACGGACUUGCAGGUAUCGGGUCCUUCCUCGUUCAAAAUACGGGAUCUAAAAGCCGACGUGGAGAACGUGAAGUUCACCUUCAAGGUGUCAUUCGACAGACUGAGCUUCCAGGGGAAAUACCAGAUCGACGCGAGGAUCCUUUUGCUCAGGCUCGCUGGCGAAGGAGAUCUAACGGGGACAUUUACCGAGUACGAUUCCGACGUUGUUUUAAGAGCACGCAAGGUGUUCAGAGAUGACGACACCUAUCUCAAUUUCGAAAGGAUGAAGAUUAAUAUUAAAAUCGGCAAGGCCAAUUUGCACUUUAGCAAUCUAUUUCGCGAGGACUCGAUUCUGGGUACCGCCAGCAACGAACUGUUGAACAACAACAACGCGUUGCUCCUGGAGGAAAUCAGACCGGUAUUGGAGAGCUCAUUAUCUGAACUGUUCACCAACGUGGCCAAUAAGAUCACGAAGUCUUUCACCUACAAAGAAUUGUUCCCUGAAAAUUAA
Dufourea novaeangliae is the source of this 747-nucleotide messenger RNA. RefSeq lists its product as uncharacterized. The record is from RefSeq and is a predicted model, not a curated record. The coding region runs from base 1 to 747 and encodes 248 amino acids. Lineage: Eukaryota; Metazoa; Arthropoda; Insecta; Hymenoptera; Halictidae. The transcript has 6 exons.